Messenger RNA from Acomys russatus (golden spiny mouse), 1887 nucleotides. It is a transcript of the gene Atp6ap1, whose product is annotated as ATPase H+ transporting accessory protein 1. The transcript is spliced from 10 exons. The coding region runs from base 76 to 1467 and encodes 463 amino acids. The record is from RefSeq and is a predicted model, not a curated record. Lineage: Eukaryota; Metazoa; Chordata; Mammalia; Rodentia; Muridae. Gene Ontology annotation, cellular component: proton-transporting V-type ATPase complex.
GGGGGCGGGGCUCGGGCGGAGGUGCCGGUCAUCUGAUCUGCAGAGGCCUGGGCCCAGACACUGAAGGCUGGGGCUAUGAUGGCGGCAACAGUGGUGUCUCCGAAACGGAUGGGGACUCGGCGGGCCCCAGUCCUGUGGCUGCCUCUGUCGUUGGUGGCGGUGGCGGCGGCAGUGGCUGCGGAGCAGCAGGUGCCACUGGUACUGUGGUCCAGUGACCGGGACCUGUGGGCUCCUGUGGCCGACACACACGAGGGCCAUAUCACCAGCGACAUGCAGCUUUCUACCUACUUAGACCCUGCCUUGGAGCUCGGUCCCCGAAAUGUACUGCUGUUCCUGCAGGACAAGCUAAGCAUUGAGGAUUUCACAGCAUACGGUGGUGUCUUUGGAAAUAAGCAGGACAGUGCCUUUUCUAACUUGGAGAAUGCCCUGGACUUGGCCCCCUCCUCGCUGGUGCUUCCUGCUGUGGACUGGUAUGCAAUCAGCACCCUGACCACCUACCUGCAGGAGAAGCUUGGGGCUAGUCCCCUGCACGUGGACCUAGCCACCCUAAAGGAGUUGAAGCUCAAUGCCAGCCUCCCUGCCCUGCUGCUCAUCCGCCUGCCCUACACAGCCAGCUCUGGUCUGAUGGCACCCAGGGAGGUCCUCACAGGCAACGAUGAGGUCAUUGGACAGGUACUGAGCACACUCAAGUCUGAAGACGUCCCUUACACAGCAGCUCUUACUGCAGUCCGCCCUUCUAGAGUGGCCCGUGAUGUAGCCAUGAUGUCUGGGGGUCUAGGUCGCCAGCUGCUUCAGACUCAGGUGGCGUCACCUACGAUCCAUCCUCCUGUGAGUUACAAUGACACUGCCCCAAGGAUCCUGUUCUGGGCACAAAACUUCUCUGUAGCAUACAAAGACGAAUGGAAAGACUUGACUUCCCUUACCUUUGGUGUGGAGAAUCUUAACUUGACCGGCUCCUUCUGGAACGACUCCUUUGCCGUGCUUUCACUGACCUAUGACGCACUCUUUGGUGCAACAGUGACAUUCAAGUUCAUUCUGCUUAGUCGCUUCUACCCAGUGUCUGCCCGAGACUGGUUUACCAUGGAACGACUUGAAAUCCACAGCAAUGGUUCUGUUGCUCACUUCAAUGUUUCCCAAGUCACAGGACCCAGCAUCUAUUCUUUCCAUUGUGAGUACGUCAGCAGUCUGAGCAAGAGAGGCAAUCUCCUUGUGACCAACGUGCCCUCACUCUGGCAGAUGACUCUUCAUGACUUCCAGAUCCAGGCCUUCAAUGUGACCGGCGACCAGUUCUCCUACGCGAGCGACUGCGCUGGCUUCUUCUCUCCGGGCAUCUGGAUGGGGCUGCUCACCACCCUCUUCAUGCUUUUCGUAUUCACCUACGGCCUCCACAUGAUCCUCAGCCUAAAGACCAUGGACCGCUUUGAUGACCACAAGGGCCCCACCAUCACUCUGACCCAGAUAGUGUGACCUGUGCUAGAGAGGGAAUUAGGGAGGGUUGCUGUGCAGCUUGUCAAGUUUCCGUCUUGUGGCACAGUGGAUGGAAGGGUCUGUACGCUUCCUACUGUAGCAUGAACCCUACACUGCCCUCAGCCUGUCUUGCUUCCUCUUUAACCUGCUGAGGGACUUCCCUGGAACCAUCCCCCAGCUCUACCAACAAAGUGCAUUCUUCAUAGAUGUUAGACAAAUCAUCAUUAUUUAUUCUUACCCCUCUGCAAUUAUCCCUUGCUGUUUAUAGUGCUCUUGUGUAGUAAGUGCUCGCUUUCCUAGCUUUAUGGAGCUUCUAGCAACACCCGUGAACUUGAGGGUCACUGAGUUUGAGAGUUGUGGAAAGGCUACUUAACUGUGUGUCCAGCUUGGCUGUUGUGUUUUGGGGGAUGUGUUAACAAU